AAAGCCGGAGCGUUUGGAGGUUAUUUCCAGAAGAGUUUAGGUAAGGACUUGGGAUCAUCUGCAAAGGAAGGAAAGCAACCGUUUCAGUUUUUAUUAUUAUUUUUUGCAUUGCAAUUUGUUGCAUUUAAAAAUAUAUAUAUAUAUUUCCCUGCACCGAAAUGCAAAGUUUUUUCACCUUUUAAAAAAAUAAUGCAUCUGCAUUUGAACCCCAGGGAAGGAGGAAUUUAAAGAUAAGGAGGGCGAGGAUAAAAGUCCGCGGAAGAAUAUUCCUUGGAGAAGCAGAAACAGAAGCCAGAAUAAGAAGACAGGAUAGCGUUUGCCGUGCAGUGAGGGUUUUUUUUGCAGCGAGGAGCAAAGGGGAGGAAUCUGCAGCCCCGGGAGCUCGUGAGUUUCUGCAGCCCCGGGAGCUCGUGAGUUUCUGCAGCCUCGCGCCCCCUUCUCCUCCCUCUUUUUUAUGUUUUUUUAAUUUUGCAAACCCGGAGAAGAGCUGCAAGCACCAUGAAGAACGCUUGGAUACUCCUGACUCUCAGUCUCUGCACGCUGGCUAACGGGGAGCUGCGGCAGUCUGUGUCGGCCACUAAGAUGCCUUGGCGUGAGGAGUUUUAUCUCGAGCAGUCGAUCGACAAAGGAGAGCCCGUGGAGUCCGGCAACUGGCCAGUCGACGAUGAUGACUACGACACCUCUGGAUCAGGCUCUGGGAAUUUUGAAACGGAGAUUGAAAUGGUGACCUUUAACCCGGCACAAGUCAACCCAGAGGUCAAGCCCACUGUAGACGCCUCGCGAGCAGUGACUGUGCGAGUGGAGACCACCACGCAGAAGAAAACGGGCAGGAAACCCGUCCGAACGGAGACAACUGUCGACACCCUGAUUAAAGAGGAGACAAAGAAAGGAGAUGAUUUUGUGAUUGAGAAACCAACUCAUAACACGGACGGAGAUGACGUCUCUGCAGAGAAACAUUCGGAAAGUCUUUUCCAGAGAACAGAAGUGCUGGCAGCUGUCAUUGCUGGAGGGGUCAUCGGUUUCCUGUUCGCCAUUUUCCUCAUCUUGCUUUUGAUCUACCGCAUGAGGAAGAAGGACGAAGGCAGCUACGAUCUUGGAGAGCGUAAACCUUCCACCACCGCCUAUCAGAAGGCGCCCACCAAGGAGUUUUACGCGUAAACCUUCAAGAUAUCUCCAUUUGUGAGAUCACUGAACUAUAAUAAUUAAAGCUCUUUUGUUUUUGCAUAGAGAUAAAUGAAGAUCUUUUCUUAACGAACAGCCAUCUUAUCUGGCUUUCUUUGUAACAAAACCCUGUUGUAUUUAAAACAUUCUCCUGUAUUCUUUAAAAAAAAAUGCCAUCUGAUCUAUUCUUAACGCUUGAAAGAUGUUGACAGUGAAUAUUGGCUCACUGAAUUUUUGAAGAGACAAGUUUAAAAGCUGCAUCUGCAAACAGAAAGUACGAAAAAUAUUUCUGUUUUCUUAAAUUUUCUAUCAGAGUUCUGUAAUUUUAGUCACAAUAAUGCAUAUAAAAUUGAUCUUGCAAGUAAAAUGUUCAUUAAUUUAUCUUCUUUGUUUCAGAUAUGUUAAGAUGCCUUCCUAUAGUUUCGUUGGUGCAAUUUGUCUUUUCCAAACAUAAUACGGAUAUGUGUAAAUGUAAUUUCUGCUCUGGGAUGCAAGUAAAUCUGGAUUCCAACUGUGCUUCAUGAUCAGUUCACACUGUACUGGAUAAUGCAUCUAGCAAAUGAAUACGUGGGCAGACGAGAGUUACAACAUUUAUUUUUUGGCAAAACCUGUAAAAAUCGUGGCCCCGGACACUGUAUUUGCGGAUCUCCUGUGCGUGAGAUCUGAUAUAAAAAUAAUGCUUAAUCAUCGACACACCCAAAGACGAUUGACUUCAACUGAGGCCUAACCUUGUACAAUAACAGACCUGUGUGUUAAUUUUAUCGAUUAUGUAUUAAUUUCUUUUUAAAAUUUGGUAGGAAAUGCCAACUUUGGACCAGAGGUUUU
This is a messenger RNA of Amblyraja radiata (thorny skate), 1986 nucleotides long. RefSeq names its product syndecan 2 (gene sdc2). Lineage: Eukaryota; Metazoa; Chordata; Chondrichthyes; Rajiformes; Rajidae. The coding region runs from base 499 to 1158 and encodes 219 amino acids. The record is from RefSeq and is a predicted model, not a curated record. Gene Ontology annotation, cellular component: cell surface; membrane. The transcript has 6 exons. Gene Ontology annotation, biological process: cell migration.